CUUCCCUCAGAGGGGCGGGGCCAGGAGCUCUGGCGAGGCUGAGGUUGGCCGCUUGCGUGCGCGGCGGGGGUCUGCGAGGAGCUUUCGGCGACAGGAAAAUAAAAACAACACAAAUAAUAAUUGAAAUAUUUUCCGUAAUAAGAGCGUUAUAGCUGCAGCGUCUCCGCCUGGCUUUCCUGUAUGAGCGGGGUCUUCCCCCAUCCUCCAUUUUGAAUCGGGGUCGUUGUUGCAUCCCCAGCCGUAGGCCUCACCGGACCGACUAUCCCGCCUGCAACGCGGCCUAGACAGGGGGGUUAAAGCAGUAGGUCCCUCCAUCGGCCGCAGUCCCCGGGCCGGCUCCUCACCAUCGGCCUCUCACCCCGGGGUGGACAGGAGAGGCCCCCAGCUAGCGGACCUUCUCACCUCAGCCCCCCCAUCCAGAUAAGGUGUGGAGCGGGUUCUUUCAGCGAGCGCUGCCAGCAUGUCCUCCAUCCUACCCUUCACCCCGCCUGUUGUGAAGCGCCUUUUGGGGUGGAAGAAGUCGGCCAGCGGUACCGGCGGAGCGGGCGGCGGCGAGCAGAACGGUCAGGAGGAAAAAUGGUGCGAGAAAGCCGUGAAAAGCUUGGUGAAGAAGCUGAAGAAAACGGGCCAGUUAGACGAGCUCGAGAAAGCCAUCACUACGCAGAACUGCAACACGAAGUGCGUGACCAUCCCGAGCACUUGCUCUGAAAUAUGGGGACUGAGUACAUCAAAUACCAUAGAUCAGUGGGAUACCACAGGCCUUUACAGCUACUCUGAACAAACCAGGUCUCUUGACGGCCGCCUCCAAGUGUCCCACCGCAAAGGCUUGCCUCACGUUAUUUACUGCCGGCUGUGGCGCUGGCCCGACCUUCACAGUCACCACGAGCUGAAAGCCAUCGAAAAUUGUGAAUAUGCUUUUAACCUUAAAAAGGAUGAAGUCUGUGUGAACCCGUAUCACUACCAGAGAGUGGAGACCCCAGUUUUACCCCCCGUGCUGGUGCCGCGGCAUACAGAGAUCUUGACGGAAUUGCCCCCUCUUGAUGACUACACGCAUUCCAUUCCGGAGAACACUAACUUCCCCGCAGGGAUCGAACCCCGAAGCAGCUAUAUACCUGAAACGCCACCUCCUGGAUACAUAAGUGAAGAUGGAGAAACAAGCGACCAGCAAAUUAACCAAAGCAUGGAUACAGGGUCUCCAGCGGAGCUUUCUCCAAGCACGCUAUCUCCAGUCAACCACGGACUCGAUCUGCAGCCUGUUACGUAUUCCGAGCCUGCGUUUUGGUGCUCGAUAGCAUAUUAUGAACUGAACCAGCGAGUGGGAGAAACCUUCCACGCCUCGCAGCCUUCCCUCACCGUGGAUGGAUUCACAGACCCAUCCAAUUCAGAGAGAUUCUGCCUAGGUUUACUUUCCAACGUCAACCGCAACGCCACGGUGGAAAUGACCCGGCGUCAUAUAGGAAGAGGAGUCCGGUUGUAUUACAUCGGAGGAGAGGUUUUCGCAGAGUGCCUGAGCGAUAGCGCCAUUUUUGUUCAGAGUCCAAAUUGUAACCAGCGGUAUGGUUGGCAUCCGGCGACUGUCUGCAAGAUCCCGCCAGGCUGCAACCUGAAGAUUUUUAACAACCAAGAGUUUGCCGGCCUCCUCGCUCAGUCUGUGAACCAAGGCUUCGAAGCGGUUUACCAGCUAACCAGAAUGUGCACCAUCAGAAUGAGCUUCGUCAAAGGCUGGGGCGCCGAAUAUAGGCGGCAGACGGUUACAAGCACUCCUUGCUGGAUCGAGCUUCACCUGAACGGACCUCUGCAAUGGUUGGACAAAGUGUUGACUCAGAUGGGUUCUCCCUCGGUCCGCUGCUCGAGCAUGUCCUAAUGACACCCCCCUUCCCUUUAAUGUAUAGCCUGCGGGUUAAACCCGAAGUCCGAGCUACAGACUUGUACAGCUUGUCUGUCGUAGUAUUUCGUGUGUGGUCCCCAUGAACUGUUUACAAUCCAAACGAAAGCGAAAACGGCACUUGAGGUCCUAUCAACUAAAGCACCUUGUUGGAUGACGUUUCUGAUACAAAAGUAGAUGAAAUCGUAGUGUAAAAAAAAUAAAUAAAAAAUGACUCCUUACUGGGGAA
This is a messenger RNA of Spea bombifrons (plains spadefoot toad), 2114 nucleotides long. RefSeq names its product SMAD family member 2 (gene SMAD2). The record is from RefSeq and is a predicted model, not a curated record. Gene Ontology annotation, cellular component: heteromeric SMAD protein complex. Gene Ontology annotation, molecular function: DNA-binding transcription factor activity, RNA polymerase II-specific; I-SMAD binding; RNA polymerase II cis-regulatory region sequence-specific DNA binding. Bases 461 to 1864 code for a protein of 467 amino acids. Lineage: Eukaryota; Metazoa; Chordata; Amphibia; Anura; Pelobatidae. The transcript is spliced from 11 exons. Gene Ontology annotation, biological process: BMP signaling pathway; cell differentiation; transforming growth factor beta receptor signaling pathway.